Messenger RNA from Rhinolophus ferrumequinum (greater horseshoe bat), 8082 nucleotides. RefSeq names its product solute carrier family 26 member 2 (gene SLC26A2). Gene Ontology annotation, biological process: transmembrane transport. The transcript has 5 exons. NCBI's taxonomy places the organism in Eukaryota, Metazoa, Chordata, Mammalia, Chiroptera, Rhinolophidae. The record is from RefSeq and is a predicted model, not a curated record. Bases 742 to 2976 code for a protein of 744 amino acids. Gene Ontology annotation, cellular component: membrane. Gene Ontology annotation, molecular function: secondary active sulfate transmembrane transporter activity; chloride transmembrane transporter activity; oxalate transmembrane transporter activity.
CCCGGGAGUUAGCUCUGGAUUCUCUUCCCACACCUCUCGGCGGGUACCUGCACCCUGCGCCCCUCGUUCCCGGCCGGCCGGGCCCCGCCUCCUCUGGGGCGGACGAUGGGCGGGGGAGGGGACGGGCGGGUAAAAGGGAGGCCGGGCCAGGGCCGGGCUGCCUCUGCCCGCGCCGCCGUGUACGCCCAGCCCCGCACGGCGGAGAAGGCGCUGCGGGACCUCGUCACGCCGGGCAGCCCAGACGCGAGAGUGAUCCCGGCCCCUGUGCACUUCGGACUGAGGGCUGCCCACCUUCCAGCCCUCACGUCAUGCGGAGUGCCCCGGCAGAUAAAGGUGCUGCCAUUUGGACCGAGUCUUAGUCAAACCGUCUCUAACACAGACAUCUGGGAGCAGGACCCAGGAUAUAUGAGCUGCCACCACCACCACCCUCGUUCCCUCCCACGCCGACAGAUGGUGAAACUGAGGCCAGGACAGCAGAGAGGACUUCAUUAUCUUGGUUUUUAAAACCACACACCUGGUUAAGUACAAGUCAAGACCUGUUUGGAAAAGCCUUUUGACCCAGAAUCACUAAGAGCUGUUCCAAGAUAGGACAGGACAUAAGAAGUGCACUCAAAGUAGCUUGGCCUGAAAAUAGAAAGUGAGAAGAAAGUUAUAGACUGGCUGCAUUGAGGAAUGAAGACCUGCUGUCUUCCACCAAUCUGAUUGCCUUUCUCAGGGAGGCUGAAGCAUCUAUCUCCAGAAAUGUCUUCAGAAAGCACAGAGCAACAUGACCUUUCACCCACGGACUCAGUUGGAGGAAAUGACCGAUACAGUCUUCCAUCUAGGAUCCACCUGGAACUUGAAAAGGAAUCAAGUACUGACUUCAAGCAAUUUGAAGCUAAUAAUCAAUGCAGACAUUAUGCUAGGAUCCACGUGGAGCCUCAAGAGAAAUCAAAUACUAACUUUAAGCAGUUUGUCAUAAAAAAACUACAGAAGAGUUGCCAAUGUAGCCCAACCAAAGCAAAAAAUACGAUUUUUGGUUUCAUUCCUGUUUUGCAGUGGCUCCCAAAAUAUGAUCUGAAGAAAAACAUUUUAGGAGAUGUGAUGUCUGGCUUGAUUGUGGGCAUCUUGCUGGUGCCCCAGUCCAUUGCUUAUUCCCUCUUGGCUGGCCAAGAACCAAUCUAUGGUCUGUACACAUCGUUUUUUGCCAGCAUCAUUUAUUUCCUACUGGGAACUUCCCGUCACAUCUCUGUGGGCAUUUUUGGAAUACUGUGCCUUAUGAUUGGUGAGGUAGUUGACCGAGAACUGAACAAAGCUGGCUAUGACACUGCCCACAUUGCCCCUUCUUUAGGAACGGUUUCAAGUGAGAGCACAUUAUUAAACCAGACAUCAGACAGGAUAUGUGACAGAAGUUGCUAUGCAAUUGCAGUUGGCAGCACCGUAACCUUUAUGGCUGGAGUUUAUCAGGUAGCAAUGGGCUUCUUUCAAGUGGGUUUUAUUUCUGUCUACCUCUCGGAUGCCUUGCUGAGUGGAUUUGUCACUGGUGCCUCCUUCACUAUUCUUACAUCUCAGGCCAAGUAUCUCCUUGGGCUCAGCCUUCCUCGGAGUAAUGGCGUGGGCUCGCUCAUCACUACUUGGAUACAUAUCUUCAGGAACAUCCAUAAGACCAACAUCUGUGAUCUCAUCACCAGCCUUUUGUGCCUUUUGGUUCUUUUGCCAACCAAAGAGCUCAACGAGCACUUCAAGUCAAAGCUUAAGGCACCAAUUCCCACUGAACUCUUUGUCAUCGUGGCAGCCACGUUAGCCUCUCACUUUGGAAAACUAAAUGAGAAGUACAAUACCAGUAUUUCCGGACAUAUUCCCACUGGGUUUAUACCACCCAGAGCACCGGACUGGAACUUAAUUCCUAGUGUGGCUAUAGACGCAAUAGCUAUGUCUAUCAUCGGUUUUGCCAUUACUGUAUCACUUUCUGAGAUGUUUGCCAAAAAACACGGCUACACAGUUAGAGCGAACCAGGAAAUGUACGCCAUUGGCUUUUGCAAUAUCGUUCCUUCCUUCUUCCACUGCUUUACUACUAGUGCAGCUCUUGCAAAGACAUUGGUUAAAGAAUCAACAGGCUGCCAAACUCAGCUUUCAGGGGUGGUGACAGCUCUGGUUCUUCUGCUGGUCCUCCUGGUAAUAGCUCCUUUAUUCUAUUCCCUUCAGAAAAGUGUCCUUGGUGUGAUCACUAUCGUAAAUCUCCGGGGAGCUCUGCGUAAAUUUAAGGAUCUGCCCAAGAUGUGGAGGGUUAACAGAAUGGACACAGUGAUCUGGUUUGUUACUAUGCUGUCCUCUGCACUGAUCAGUACUGAAAUAGGCCUGCUUAUUGGGGUCUGUUUCUCUAUGUUUUGUGUCAUCCUUCGCACUCAGAAGCCAAAGAGUUCAUUGCUUGGCUUGGUGGAAGAGUCUGAAAUAUUUGAAUCCAUGUCUGCUUACAAGAACCUUCAGGCUAAGCCACACAUCAAGAUUUUCCGCUUUCUAGCCCCUCUCUACUACAUAAACAAAGAAUAUUUUAAAUCUGCUUUGUACAAAAAAACUCUCAACCCAGUCUUAGUAAAGGCAGCUCAAAAGAAGGCGGCAAAAAGAAAGAUCCAAAAGGAAACAGUGACUUUCAGUGGAAUCCAGGAUGAAGUUUCAGUGCAAUUUUCCCAUGAUCUCUUGGAGCUCCACACCAUAGUGAUUGACUGUAGUGCAAUCCAGUUUUUAGAUACAGCUGGGAUCCAAACACUGAAAGAAAUUCGCAGAGAUUAUGAAGCCAUUGGCAUCCAAGUUCUGCUGGCUCAAUGCAACCCCUCUGUGAGGGAUUCCUUGGCCCGGGCAGAGUAUUGCCAAAGGGAAGAUGAAAACCUCUUUUAUAGUGUAUAUGAAGCAGUGGCUUUUGCAGAAGAAACUCAAAAUCAGAAAGGAAUAUGUAUUCCUAAUGGUCAGAGUCUUUCCAGUGAUCAAUCGAUUAAGUAAAUGGAAGGAAGAAUAAUGUUUAGCCAAUAGCAACUUGUACACUUGACCUUUUAAACUAUUGGCUAGAUAUUAUUCUUCCUUCAAAGCUGAUGGCCUUUGUAGAUACACAAAUACAGCAGAGUUUAUAGUUAGGCAGAAUCAAAAAGAAGAAAAUAUUGGGGGUUUCAAGCUUUCUUGCAGAUAUGACGUAUGCUUGGAAUUAAAUAUCUAUUAUGUAGUAGCCCUAAAACUUAGUAACCAUCCUGUUUUAGGAGAUAGGCAUUUGGGCUCUUCCUUCUCAAGGAGGUUAAGGGGUGAAGUUGACAUUUACCUGCGAAGUGCUGGAACCUACAUGAUACGGUUCUUGGGAGAGAGUGGAAAGGAGGCAGGGAAAGAAUGUUGUGCCGGCUCCUGUACCAGCAGAUCAAGAGGCUUCCGGAGCACAAAGUAAUAACUAGACAAGUUUGUUCUUCUUUAGACUUCUCCAUACCCAGUCUCUGCUCUCCAGAUGGCAGCAGGAUCUCUGGCGUUUAAUAGGAAAGCACCAUUCCUUUCUUUACGGCAGGGAACCCUGGCGACCGUCCCAUCAGGAGUCUGAUGGCCGGGCAUGUUUGUGAAAUCCUACCAGCCAGCUUCACAUUUUAUAUAAUUGCACUCUCUGUAAUACAUGUUUCCAGUCAUGCCUUUUUUUUUUUUUUUUUUUUUUUUUUUAGGGUAAGUAGGUAAGCAAAGAGCUCUUCAUAAUCAGCACAAAUGAUGGGAAUCCUCCGUAUCUUUUCUGUGAUCUCUAUCUGUCCCUGCUUUCUGAGUGUUUCCCUACCACUAAGCUCUAAUUUAGCUUUCAGUCUUUUAGUGUAUUUCCCAUGGAAACUGCUAUGGCUGAUCAUCAGUGACAAGCUUGCCAGAUAAGAGGCAGAAUACUGACUCUGCAAUUCUAUACAGCAUUUUAAAUGAGCUUGAGGCAAACUGUUAAGGACAGAUUGGAAAUAGGAAUGAUAGACAGUUUCAAUUAAGAAUUUGUUUACUUAGCAGUGGAUUUUUUUUUUUCCUUUUCAUGACAUUUUAGCAAGGGUCUGUUGGGGAUUGACAGUCUUUUUCAAAUAGAAGCUACUGUUCAUCUUUCCUCUGCAAGAAAAAUUUAUUGUAACCAAUGGAAAAGAAUGUACAGAAGCUUCCAAAGGCACAUCAAUAAUUAAUUUGUAGAUGUUUUAGUGAAAACAAAGUUAAUGCUUACUGCCAUGGGCCCUAUUGAUUUACAAUAAAUAUUGAUGACAGUGACAGCUUUUAACUCUUUGGGCUACCUAAAACGAUUAUGCAAGAGUAUUUUAGAGGCAUUACAUUCAUACAACCCAAUUAUGUAUUAUUUAUGAUAGCUGGCCACAGGUUGUGGCUACAAGAGUUCCUUUUGAAAAGAAAGAAUGUCUCUGACAUUGAAAGCUUAUAGUUCUGUAUCUGGACCUUGAUAGGUGAGAAAAAAACAGGUUUUCCAAAGUUAGGACUAGGAGACUAAUUUGUGUGAGAGUGAAACAUUUAAAACAAAAUAAUAUUUGCAAAAGUGCAAAAUCAUUUUUCAACUUGUUCCUACAUUCUAAACAAUUUAAAUAUUUAUGAGCGGCAAACCCUAUAUGUAGGGCAUGCAUUGGAGUCGGACAUUUUUAAACAUAUUUAGCUCUCUUGUCUCCAUAAACUGUAAGUGUUGUUUUUCUAUUGGUAGAGCUCUGCCCAUCUGGUUACAUGGAAAUUACCUUUCUGUUAUUAGAGCAUUUUCUCGGUAGAAAAGCUGGAUGUCUGUUUUUGAGGUGAUUGACAUCGUGAUUAAAUGUAAGUGUCCUGAAUUUUGACAUCCUUUUAGAGCUUAAGUCUAGAAUUUCAGAAAUGUUAACUGCUGUUUGUAUUCAUGGUCUUUUGGUUUGUUUUUAGCCAAUAUUUGCUCUUUCGAUCCAGUUUUAUGAAUAGUAAAAUUGUAGUAUCUUGGUCAAUCCUUUGUUUUCCCUCUUGUCUCCCUUCCCCAAGCUAUGUUUGAAUCUAGACCAUUAUAGAUGUCUGAUGGCAUGUGACAGAAUAAUUAGGUCAUGCUUAAGACAACUCUAUAAUUUAUCAAACACUAGCACAGCAGCAAAAAAAAAAGUCCAAAGAAUUUGAAAAAUCCCUUAGAAGAAUGGAGUAAUAGGAUUUGACCUUUACCUGACAUUUCUCUCCAUAUGUGGAUAUAAACAGAGCUUAUUCUAGAGCUUUAUACAAUUAGCAGAUUCUUGAAUUGUGUUCUGGUUUAUACAUCCGCCACCCAAAGAAACAAACAAACAAGGUAGCCAGUUGUAAAAAUUUUAAGAUUUCACUAGAAUUUGUAUCUUACCCUCCUUGCGCGGGCUGAGGUCUGCCUAUACUCACACACUUUUAAAAUUUUUUGAUUGCUAGUAUUUAAAGAAAUCAAAGCCUAAUUCAUCAACAAAACUGAUGUUUCCAUUUGCUUUCUUACUCAAGGCCUUGGACUUGUAGGUCAUUAGGUGAUGUUUUACAAACUUUAUUGAUACAAAAAUAUCUUGCUUACUCUAAACUUUAUAGUCUAAAUGAAGCAUUUUCUCAUUGCUUAUUGACAAAUGUACAAAAUUCUGCAUAUCUUAAAAUGAUCACAGUUGAAAUGUAGCAUGUACACUCUUAUUGGUUAAAACUCUUACAAUCUUAUUUUUAGAUUUGUUAUAAUCAGCGGAGUGGAGUGUACCAAGGCACAGAGACUAAGGAUAACAUUCAAGAUAGGAGUGAAGGGAAUAGACCAUUGAAAAGACUAUCUCUGACCAAACAAGGGAAAAAAAGAGAGGGACUCAGUUGAAUAGGAUCUAAUCCCUGGUUAGCCCCACACAGCAGUAAGGGUGUCAGGAUUAGGAGCCACGCUUCAGUUUGAGAGCAAGGUCAAAACCAGGUUCUGUUGCUAGAAGGGGCAGGGCACAGAUUCACCCAAGAUGAAAGAACUGAGGAGCAUGCAGUAGCCAGGGGUGGGGCAAAAGCCCAGGUUGACCUACUCGGGAGCACUUGUGCUGUAGUACUGUCUGUGCUUCUGAUGGUAGUCAAAUUGACAGGUGUCUAAUUGACAAUUACUUUUUAAAAUCUGUAAUUAGGACCACAGGAAAACAAGAUUUGGGUAGUCUGAUGUAAUAAACAGCCGUGGACACUGAAGCCAAAUUGUUGGUAAAUUUACAGUUUGGUAAGUGAUGAUCUUUAAACGUGUGUCAUCUUCUCUUAGAACUUUGUCAGUUAAGAACACAGUCUGGAUGUUAGCUGUGUCUUAAUAUAAAAAUGAGAAAAGGGCUGUAGGGAAUUUCUUGGGAACUUAAAAUUGAGUCUAGGAGUUCUAACGAUAAAUUCAAGAUCUGAUCCUUAUUGUUUUUAAUGAAUUGUCUUCAUCCAUGCAGUGCUAGAGAUGAGCUGUAGGGUCUUUUUGCAUCAGUGUAGAUAAUACCUCAAAUACUUCCUGAGGACUUAUGCAGGAGUCUAGGGCCCUGUGCCAGGCGCUGGGACUAUGGUAGUAAAUCCAGUAGGUGGGUUGUAUGGUUACUCUCCUGGGGGACACACAGGCACUUAGAGGUGUUUAUGGAGGAGCUGAGCUAAGCCAGGACUGAGGUCUGAGCAGGAGGCGGGCAACUGAGGCGAGCAAGGAGGCAGAGAUGCCCUCGGUCUAGUCAGGGAAUGGUUCCCCAGUGACGUGGUAAAAACCCAAUCGAUAGGACUUAGACUAUGCUUAAUUUUUCUGUUCUUUAAUGUUUCUCUGUUUUUUCCUCUGAUGUUUUAUCUGUUCUAUUGAUGCCUUAUUUGAAACUGAGCUUAAAAACUGCAAAAGGAGGAAAUUGGAUCUAGAAAGCUUUUAGGCUCUAAAGUAAUUUGGCUGUUUUUUUUUGGUAUAAAGAUUUUAUAUAAUCAUGAAUGGAAUCAUUAAUUUGAGUGCUAAUCACAAGAACGAAAAUUAUAAUGUAACAGGCCAAAAUAAUGUCCAGCUGGUUUGUUAUCAUAGCCUAUUAUUAAAGUAAAAUACUAUUGAAAUACUCUAAGUUAAAGGUAUAUUUUAGUUAUUUUCUAAUAUUAGUAACUAGGAAUGGAGGAUUUAGAUGUGGGAGUGGGGGAGAUUUAUUUUUAUAAGGUAAUUUUUUAUUCUGACUAUUUUUUUAAAAAGUUUUUGCACCUUAAAUUUUAAAGUAAACAUGUUAAAUACAGUUAGGAAAGUUAAAUAAGCAUUAUACUUAACAGUGGGUGCUUUUGGUGUGUAUUUUCUUUUUCUCUCAGUGAUGUAAAAUAGGAAGGAGAUACUGAAUUAUGAAAACUGGAAUAAUGAAGGACACCAAAUGCCUUUACUGGAAAUACCAUGUUUAUAAAUCUCUGCUGGAACCAUAUAUAACCUUAGACUUGAAUUAUGACUCUGAAAAAGGCCAAAUAAUUACAAUCUUAUUACAAAAUACCAAUGACUGAAUUUCUAACUGAAGGUUUUUCAGUUAGCAAACAGACAAGCAGCCUAAGCCAGAAAGGAUUUUUAACUGCAGAUUUAAUACAAUUAUUUUAAGGAGUUCUCUUCCCACACCAUAUCCCCCAUCCCUAAAAUAAUAACAUACUUGGAGUCGAACAGCUGUUCUUUUUAAUUCAAAUUAGUUAGAAAAUUACUGUUUGAAUUCUGAUGCUACCAUGAUUUCUCAAAAAUUAGUGUGAACAAACCAAUCUAUAUAAAAUGCCAUCUUUUUGUCUUCUUUGCAAUUUUAUAUACAAACCAAGACAAUAUCAGGGUGACAGGUGAAUGAACUCAAAUUCUCAGUCUUGUCUAUUCUAUAAAAAGUAUACUGCCUUUUCUUUUUCAAUUAUUCAAGGCCAGUGACUUUUAGGAACAUGUUUUGUAUCACGUGUAUCUUUUUUUAAUUAAAGCAAGUGCCUUUAUGCUAUUCCACAUGAAUCAUGCUGAACACUCUGGGAUAAGGGUGAGUUGUUGAUGGACUGCAGCCUAGUGCAGGAGAGGUGGCGUUGGUUAAUAGCAGAUCCUUUUCUUCCGGAAAGAUGUUCAUGAUGUUUAUCAUGUAAGAUCCUGUAUGUGUUGAGAACUAGAGAUGUCAUUUCAUUUGUUUGCUAAUAAAUUGUUAAAUUAAUAAAAUAUUA